Fragaria vesca subsp. vesca is the source of this 1501-nucleotide messenger RNA. RefSeq names its product serine/threonine-protein kinase SAPK2-like. NCBI's taxonomy places the organism in Eukaryota, Viridiplantae, Streptophyta, Magnoliopsida, Rosales, Rosaceae. Gene Ontology annotation, molecular function: ATP binding; protein serine/threonine kinase activity. The transcript is spliced from 9 exons. Gene Ontology annotation, biological process: intracellular signal transduction; protein phosphorylation. The coding region runs from base 300 to 1289 and encodes 329 amino acids. The record is from RefSeq and is a predicted model, not a curated record.
GAUGAUUAUAUAUUGUUUUAAACUUUAAACCUGUUAAUAGUAAUCUGGGAUCCCUAAGUAAUCUUACAGCAGUGAAAUGACAGUGUGGCUCUCAGACUCAAAAACCCACCCACUUACUCACCCACCCACCUUGUUUUUCCCAUUUGUCCACUAAAUCUCUCAAGGUCUCUGUUAGCUGUAAAAGCUUGUAAACCCUUUUGUUGGUUAAGACCAUUCAUGCAAGUUUGUGUUUGGUAAUCAAGAGGAGUAGAGUUUUAAGUUUGUGUUAGUUGUUGUUCUGUUUUGGAAUUUGUGUUUCUAUGGAGAAGUAUGAGGUUGUGAAAGAUAUUGGGUCUGGGAAUUUUGGUGUAGCAAGGCUGGUCAGAGACAAGAGUACAAACGAACUCUUAGCUGUUAAGUUCAUUGAGAGAGGCAUCAAGAUAGAUGAAAAUGUGCAAAGGGAGAUCAUGAACCACAGAUCCUUGAAGCAUCCCAAUAUUGUUCAAUUCAAAGAGAUAUUGCUGACACCAACUCAUCUAGCAAUUGUGAUGGAGUAUGCUGCUGGAGGAGAACUUUAUGACAGAAUAGUCAAGGCCACAAGGUUUAGUGAGAAUGAGUUAAAAGUUUACAGUUGUUUGCAUCAGGCAAGGUUUUUCUUCCAGCAAUUGAUAUCAGGAGUUAGUUACUGUCAUACAAUGCAAAUAUGUCACAGAGAUCUUAAGCUUGAAAAUACACUCUUAGAUGACAGCGCAGCACCUCGUGUGAAAAUAUGUGAUUUUGGAUACUCAAAGUCAUUACUGAGUUCUCUGCCAAAGUCUACUGUGGGAACACCUGCUUAUAUUGCACCUGAAGUUCUAUCUAAAAAACAAUAUAAUGGACAGGUUGCAGAUGUUUGGUCUUGUGGAGUCACAUUAUAUGUCAUGCUUGUCGGAGCAUAUCCCUUUGAAGAUCCUAAGGACCCUAUGAACUUUAGAAAAACAAUUCGGAGGAUCCUUACUGUACGCUACGCGAUCCCAGAUAGUGUGCGAGUUUCAGUGGAAUGUAGACACCUCUUGUCAAAGAUUUUUGUUGCAAACCCGGAAAAGAGAAUAACAAUUCCAGAUCUUAAGAUGCACCGUUGGUUUGCAAAGAACUUACCUCUGGAAAUGAAGGAAGGAGGAAGUUGGGAGAACAAUGCUGUAAACACUCCAUCCCAAAGCAUUGAAGAAGUUCAGUCCAUAAUAAAAGAGGCAAGAAAACCUUUAAAGGUCCCAACUGUCAGUAGGCAUUGCGUUGGAAGCAGCAUGGCUAUUGAUGAUGCUGAAGAAUGACCUGUUAAAGUGUACAUAUGAUACAAACCAUACUUUGCCCGGUGUGCAUGGCUCUUAAUGAAUCUACAAUUUUGUGUUGCUGUAAUUGUAAGGUCUUAUUGUAAAAGUACACAUGUUAUGAUGUUAAGACUCCUUUGCUGAAAAUAGCAGAAUUAUUUCUUUCUAUUUAAAUGUCAAAUUAUAUGCAAAUAAUGUCAAGUGAUUGGUUUGAU